UGCCACCCACUCAGGUACACAGUCAUCAUGAGCACCCACUUGUGUGUUUUACUGAGUCUCUUCUCCUUGGGCAUCAGCACUGUGGAUGGACUACUCCACAGCCUGAUGAUCCUAAGGCUGUCCUUCAGCUCAGUCGUGGAGAUCCCUCAUUUCUUCUGCGAACUCGCUCAGAUCAUCAGGCUCACGUGCUCUGACACUUCAGUUGAUGACAUAGUAAUAUAUGUGGCAGAUUGCAUUUUUGGUGGUAUUCCUGUGUUUGGAGUCAUGUUUUCAUAUACUUGCAUUAUGUCAUCUAUUUUAAGAAUGUCAUCAUCAGAAAGAAAAUAUAAGGCUUUUUCUACCUGUGGAUCUCACCUCUCAGUUGUCUCCUUGUUUUAUGGCACUGCUUUUGGGGUGUACAUUAGCUCUGCAGUGACUGAUUCACCCAGGAAGACUGCGGUGGCUUCAGUGAUGUAUUCUGUGGUCCCACAAAUGCCGAACCCUUUUAUCUACAGUCUGAGGAAUUGGGAUAUGAAGAAACCUUUGUGGAAACUUGCUAAUAGGAUGACAUCUCUUCUACAAUGUGUCAUUGGCUUGGACCUGUGGGUUUAUGUCUGGUCAAAUAAGAAUGGUCACUAUCAAUAA
Molecule: messenger RNA, 624 nt
Organism: Octodon degus (degu)
Lineage: Eukaryota; Metazoa; Chordata; Mammalia; Rodentia; Octodontidae
Product: olfactory receptor 7G2-like
Exons: 1
Biological process (GO): G protein-coupled receptor signaling pathway
Cellular component (GO): membrane
Molecular function (GO): olfactory receptor activity
Source: RefSeq, a predicted model, not a curated record